GUUGUGGAAAUUAUGUGCUUAGAAAGAAGUGAUUCACGAUAGAGCAAGUGUUUGAAUUAGGAUGGUAGAAGUGGUCCUCAUUGACUUUUCUGACGUUCACUAUGAUUACAUUGAGAAGUGGCUGCAUAGUGCGGUGAAUAUCAUCAGCACAUGCAAUUUAACAGAGUCUUCAUAUGUGUUCAUGACGUAUAGCCAGGACAACACCGACAUUGUGAAUAAUGACAUCCAGAAAUACUUGCACCAAUUGUCAAAUCAGGUUGAAAUGCCGAAAGCCAACCUUGAGGUGUUGGUACAGGCCAGUUUUGCUGCUAUCUUAUACACAGUCAAACAGAAGAUUGACAAACAGAGCCUCAGCAACAUUCAGGUGAUUGUAUCCACAGGAAGGAAAGCCGCAUUCGAGGUCUAUGUGCAACAACUUUUCACAGCAACUUAUAAAUUCACAUUUGAGACUCUUGUAAUUGGGAGUGAAGGUGAAAUAAAACUACAGUUACCAGGAACUUGCGUGCUCAUGAGCCAACAAAGAGAUGACAUUUGGAAGGACAUCUGGAUGUUCAUGGCACAACUCAAAGGAGUUAUGGGGGAGAUUGUCAUUCUCAAAUCUCUGCUGAUCCCAGAUUUAUUUCUUCAUGGCUUUACGACCAGAACGGGUGGUAUAUCCUACCUACCAGGCCUAAGUUCCUUAAACCUCUUCAGUAGCUGGAAACGGAGAGACCCAAAAGCUGUGGUUACAGAGAAUAUCCGACGCUUGAGUAUGAGUGCAGGAUUUAACCCUCAAAUGUACUACCUCGCAAAGGUAACACUUCUGCUUUCUGAAUAGAGAGUUACUGUGGUCACUAGUGAACAGUGUGUUCUCAUAAUAUUUGAGGAAGUGGAGAAAUGUUUUUAAUAUGAUGGGCCCUUUUUUUUGACAUUAGUGGGGGUGGAUUUGUAGGGAUUGGAAUGAGGUCAACCAGGUGGAUCUCACAGAC
Molecule: messenger RNA, 968 nt
Organism: Rhincodon typus (whale shark)
Lineage: Eukaryota; Metazoa; Chordata; Chondrichthyes; Orectolobiformes; Rhincodontidae
Gene: lacc1
Product: laccase (multicopper oxidoreductase) domain containing 1
Exons: 2
Coding region: 62-817 (251 amino acids)
Molecular function (GO): copper ion binding
Source: RefSeq, a predicted model, not a curated record